AUGAUAAAGCACAGCUGGUUUCGCAGUCAGAAGAUAAAAACACGUUUAGCAGAAGGAAAGAAACUCAGUAAACAAGGUCAGGUUGAAGAGCUCACUAAGGAACUCCGUAACAGGAAGGAGAAAGUUACGUCUAGUGUGGAAGUACAGACAGAGGACUAUGCUGCAUGGUUACAAGCAGACUAUUACUACUAUGAAAAUUAUUACAAUCACACUGAUAAUCAAGACUGUGCAUCUGAACUGCCAGUGCAGCACAAUCAUGGGACUGAAGGCACUGAGCAUAAUUCCACAGAAGAAUUGCAGACAGAUGUUAAUAUUCCUUUACGGAUAGAUAGCACCAAAGUUGCUGAAGGUGGAGAAGAGGAAAAUUUCAUCCAGAAUUCACAGGAAGCAGAAGAUACUUCAGUAGCAGAGAGUUCUUUGGCAGAGAGCUUGCGAGCUGCUGCAGAAGCUGCUGUUUCACAAACCGGAUUUAUUUACGAUGAAAAUACAGGACUGUAUUAUGAUCAUAGCACUGGGUUCUACUAUAAUUCGGAAAACCAACUGUAUUAUGAUCCAGCAACUGGAAUUUAUUACUACUGUGAUGUGGAAAGCGGACGGUACCAGUUUCAUUCACGAGUGGAUCUGCAGUCUUACCAGGCCUCUGGUGCUCAGCACAGCAAGGAUAAAAAAGGGAAAAAGAAGAGAAAAGAACCAGAGCGGAUUACUGCAAAUGAGUAUAAGGUACGUCAGUUGACAGAAACCAUGGCUAAUCUGAAGAUUUCUUCUUUUGGAUUGGCAGCUUCUGGUGAAG
Molecule: messenger RNA, 790 nt
Organism: Leptosomus discolor (cuckoo roller)
Lineage: Eukaryota; Metazoa; Chordata; Aves; Leptosomiformes; Leptosomidae
Source: RefSeq, a predicted model, not a curated record